AAAGUGCUUUGGAGUGGUUCAAUGUAUUUCAGGAAAUAUCUAAGACUACGAUGCGAUUAACAUGUACCUAUCCAGUUAAAGAAAACAAGAUUGUCUUUAGAGGGUUAAGACACUGUAUUCACAAUAAUUUAAUGAAACAGAAAAAUAUUUUAUAA
This is a messenger RNA of Racocetra persica, 155 nucleotides long. The record is from the annotation of a GenBank genome assembly. Lineage: Eukaryota; Fungi; Glomeromycota; Glomeromycetes; Diversisporales; Gigasporaceae.